Messenger RNA from Musa acuminata subsp. malaccensis (wild Malaysian banana), 801 nucleotides. The record is from RefSeq and is a predicted model, not a curated record. NCBI's taxonomy places the organism in Eukaryota, Viridiplantae, Streptophyta, Magnoliopsida, Zingiberales, Musaceae.
ACAUGGAAUAACUUAUAUUUGUUGUUAUUACGUACUUAUUGUAGGUCUCUGUUUUGUUUCCACACACUGAAUUACUUUUCAUCUUUAUUUUUCAUUCAGAUUAUUGGCAUCAUUGAUCAACCUGUCUUAAGAGAAAGAUGGGUUGGGAUUGAUGGGAGAACAACAACAAUGAAUGGACGGGAAGUUUCAACACGUGAUUGUAACAAACUUUCACAAGCUUACUUGUAUACAACAAGUCCACAUCUCUUUAGCGGCGAUGCUGAAAAAGCUUUCUGUCGUGUAAGAGAUAAGGUCAAAGUUCCACUGUAUGGUUGCGAUUGUUAUGCUUAUGCUCUUCUGGCUUCUGGAUAUGUUGAUCUUGUAAUUGAGUCUGGGCUAAAGCCCUAUGACUUUCUCUCGUUGGUACCUGUAAUAGAAGGUGCUGGGGGAUCAAUAACUGAUUGGAAAGGACAUAUGCUUUACUGGAAGGUCUCCCCCGAGUCAUGUCCAACAAGUUUUAACGUUGUAGCAGCAGGGGACCCUAAGGUCCACAGACAGGCUUUGGAAGAGCUACACUGGCAGUAAGGCUCAUGGCUGCUAAAUCUGAAGAAUUGUUUAUUGGCUUAGGACAUACUUAAGUCAUUUGAAAGGUAUUUAGGAUAAAGGGCAAUCGGGAUCAGUAUGGAGAUCGCAUUUGUUACUUGCUAUGCUUAUGGUAACAAAUUCUUUUAACUCUGUUUGCUACAUCCGACUGUGUUACAGCUUAUGCAAAUAAAGUGGAAGCAAUUUUUGAGGGAGCCGUAGUAACAUACGGUCAACUAA